UAAGUUACGAUUUUCAUGUGAAUAUUUAUGUAGAUAAAAACAACAAACACAAAAAUCGCCUCUCGGUGUCCGGAGAGGGGCAGAAAACGGAGACGUGGGGGAGAAAAAGGAAAAAAGGAAACAAAAAAGGUCAAGAUGUGAAAGUGUAAAACAAGGAAGGCAUAAAUAGGAUCUGCGCGGCGCAGGGGGCGGACCUGCCCUAUCUUUUAGGAUUGUUUCCUAAAUGCAUCUUUAUAAACUCGACUUGCUGUCUCAGCAAGGUAAAUUAUAUUUAAAAGCGAAGACCUGAAUCCUGCAGUGUUCAAGGAACUCUUUUUGUACACCAAUACCUCAGGCGGAGACACGCGAGGUGUGGGCACUCCUCGGGGCUUCCCCGCGUUGCUCUUCUGCAGCGAUGCGGUUUGGCCCGAAUUGCGCCGUUGGGAGCGGGGUUUGCACACAGCGCUGCGCUCCGCACAGCCGCCGUGCUGAGCGCCGUCUGAGCAGUGCGGGGCUGUAAGGAUCGCUGCGGGGGUGCGGGGGCAGCUUCAGGUCGGGGUCCCUCAGCGCGUCCCACGGCGGCGGUGGGUUCUGCAGGUUGGAGGAUUCUUCUGCUGUGAUGACCUCAGAGGCCGAGCCGGCGCCUUCACCCGCACCUCCUUUCCUAUUUAUUACUUCUCUGGCCAUCCCACUUCCACCCGGGCGACCUCUGCUCCUAGGAGGAAUCUGGACUUACACGCACAGUUGCUUGUCCUUGAAAUGAGUCUCACCAGCACACUCGCUGCACGUCCUGCCCGGCUUUUGUACGCUCUUUGUAAUGGCACCGAACUGAGUGGCCGGGGGCUGCGGGGAGUGGGCUCUGCGGAGCCCCUGUAUUUAUUGAAUGGUGUUCCUCUCCGGCUCUGACCGUGUUGCUGUGUGAUUCUCUCAAUUGGUUUAAAUUGAGGCAAAAAAAAAAAACAAAAAACAAAAAACUGAAGCUCUACCAAUGAAUUGUUUAAAAAAAGAAAACAGACACAUUUUUGUAUUACAAUUGCUUGCGGUAAUAAACAAUCUUGCCUCCUACCUUAUGCCCAAGCGUUGGUGUUCCAGGUUGGAGGUGUUUGUCCCAGCACAGCAUCCUGCACAGCCCCACGUGCAGGGAGCGCGGCAGGAGGAGGUUCUCUGGCCCAGACACGUGGAUCCCACUGACGUGGGGACUGAGAGCAGCUGAGGGGCAGGGGGUGGGUGCCCAUGGGCUGCAGGUGGGGUCAAUCUGCAUGGGCAAGUGCAGGGGAUGAGUAGGGGAUAAGCCCCCAUUGCAGGGGUGUGGUGUCUGUGGGGAAGGGUGAGUGAGUGGGGUAACCAUUAAGGCUUGGUAUCUAUGGGUCUGGGUGCCCAUAGGGUUGCAUGUCCAUUGGUUUGAGUGCUGCGAGGUUAGCUGUCCAUUGUGUUGGGUGCCCAUAGGGGUAAAUGUUCGUUGAUUUGGGUGCCCAUCGAGUUGGGUGCUCGUAGGGGCGUACAUCCGUGCGGUCAGGCGGCCGUGGAUUCGGGUGUCCGUGGGUCGGGGUGUCCGCAGGUUCGGUGUCCGUGGGAGGACGGCUGCGCUCUGUGCCGGGCGUGGAGCACCGUGGCCGGGGCGGUGCCGCCGCCGGGCCCGUCCCUUUCCCUCUCCCGGGUCCGGCGCCGCGCGGGGGCCGUUCCGUGCCGUGCCGCUCCGCACCGGGCGGGGGGGGGCGGUCGGGGCGGCGGUGCCAUGGGGUCGGGGCGCGGGGGGCGGCUGAGCGCGGUGGCACUGCUGUGCGCGGCGGCGGUGCUGUGUCAGUGGGGCAGCGGCAGCGUCCUCCGCCGCCGCCUCCACGCGGGGUUCGCGCAGCGGCGGCUGAGCGGCGGGGAGCGGCGGGACGUACAGCGCGAGAUCCUGGCCGUGCUGGGGCUGCCGGGGCGGCCCCGACCGCGCUCUCCCGCCGCCUCCCGCGCCCCCGCCGCCGCCGCUCCGCUCUUCAUGCUCGAUCUGUACCACGCCGUGGCCGGAGAGGAGGAGGAGGAGGAGGCGGUCUCGCGCCCGGUGCUCACCGGGCUCAGCACCCAGAGCCCGCCGCCCGGCAGCGUGGUCAGCCGCGCCGACACCGUGGUCAGCCUCGUGAACAUGGUGGAGCAGGACCGGGACACCUCCUCCCCAAAGCCCUACUGGAAGGAGUUCCGCUUCGACCUGGCUCAGGUGCCCGUGGGGGAGUCGGUGACGGCUGCUGAGUUCCGCAUCUACAAAGCGCGGGGAGUCAGCAGGCACAGCAACAGCACCCUGCACGUCAGCAUCUAUGAGAUCGCCGCCGAGCACGCCAACAGGGAGUCCGACCUGUUCCUGCUGGACGCCCAGCAGCUCCGUGCCGGCACCGAGGGCUGGCUGGUGUUCGACAUCACGGCUGCCAGCAGCCACUGGCUGGUGGAACGCAAAUACAACCUGGGCCUGCGGCUCUACGUGGAGACAGACAAUGGGCUCAGCGUGGAGCCGGGCUCGGUGGGGCUGUUGGGCCGCCGUGGGCCCCGCUCCAAGCAGCCCUUCAUGGUGACUUUCUUCCGAGCAAGCGCCAGCCCCGUGCGCGCCACGCGGGCGGCCAAAGCGCCACGCAGGAGGCAGCCCAAGAAGAGCAACGACCUCCCGCACCACAACAAGCUGCCGGGGAUCUUCGAUGAUGUCCACACUGCAGAUGGGCGGCAGGUCUGCCGGAGGCACGAGCUCUAUGUCAGCUUCCAGGACCUGGGCUGGUUGGACUGGGUCAUCGCCCCCCAGGGGUACUCAGCCUACUACUGCGAGGGGGAGUGCGCCUUCCCGCUGGACUCCUGCAUGAACGCCACCAACCACGCCAUCCUGCAGUCCCUGGUCCACCUGAUGAAGCCCGAGGCCGUGCCCAAGGCGUGCUGCGCGCCCACCAAGCUCAGCGCCACCUCCGUCCUUUACUACGACAGCAACAACAACGUGAUCCUCAAGAAGCACCGCAAUAUGGUGGUGAAGUCCUGUGGCUGCCACUGAGCACCCGGCAGGGAGAUGGGGCACCGCGUCCUCACUGUGCGUGGGGGGGGUUUGCUGCAGCAGCACCAGGGCUGCCCACCAGAUACAACACCACCCCCUCCGCCCAACCCUUCCCUUCCCAGACGUGGAUGUAAAUAAUAUAAAACUUCCCUUCUCUCACCACACAUAAUGAGAAACAUCCAUACUAUACAUGCGCAGAUAUAAAUAUAUAGGAGAGGAAGAGGAUUUGUGGUCGGUGACGUGGGGCCGUGGCGGAUGUGCGGUGCCCGGGGUGAGGCAGGGCGGCUCCGGGGACAGCUGGGCAGCCUGGCUCCAAGAAGGGCUUUCAGUUCCCUACACAAAAACACUCUCAGCCAAUUAAGUAGCCGGCUGACUAACACGCUCCUGUUUACUUAGAGUUCACAAAACUCAGCCAAGGGGAAAAGAAAUAAUACAUAUUGAGCUACAACGCUGUUAUAAAAUAAAUGCCUAGUUUGGAAAGUAAA
Gallus gallus (chicken) is the source of this 3474-nucleotide messenger RNA. It is a transcript of the gene BMP8A, whose product is annotated as bone morphogenetic protein 8a. Gene Ontology annotation, cellular component: extracellular region. The transcript is spliced from 7 exons. Gene Ontology annotation, molecular function: growth factor activity; cytokine activity. The record is from RefSeq and is a predicted model, not a curated record. Bases 1715 to 2989 code for a protein of 424 amino acids. Gene Ontology annotation, biological process: SMAD protein signal transduction. NCBI's taxonomy places the organism in Eukaryota, Metazoa, Chordata, Aves, Galliformes, Phasianidae.